GGAAGAUCCUGACUGAAGGCGAAACAUCAGCAGUGCAACGUGAAAGAGUGGAGGAGCGGAAGGAGCAACGGAAACUGCGAGUUCAAGUUGGAAGCAACAGAAAAGAGGGGACCCAAAUGCAGAAGGUGGGGAGGGAAUCCACUGCUGCUCAGGUUAAUGAGAAUGAAAUUCACACAGAGAAGUAUGAAUGUACUGUGUGUGGAAAGAGAUUCUCUUUUCGCUCAACGUUUGCUUCACAUCAAAGAGUGCACUCUGGUGAAAAACCAUAUAAAUGCUGGGAGUGUGGGAAAAGCUUUAGUCGGAAAGACAACCUUAUUGUGCAUCAAAGAACUCAUACAGGAGAGAAACCUUAUAAAUGCUGGGAGUGUGGAAAGAGCUUCAGACAGAGUAGUCAACUUACUUUGCAUCAAAGUAUUCAUACAGGGGAGAAACCUCAUAAAUGCUUUGAGUGCGGAAAGACCUUCUCCCGGAGUGGCUCCCUUAAUAAGCAUCAUACAACCCACACAGGGGAGAAACCGUAUGGAUGCUUAAAGCGUAGAAAGAGCUUCCAUCAGAGGAGCACUCUCACUAAGCAUAAAAGAACACAUGCAAGUGAAAAACGUUACAAAUGUUUGGACUGUGGCGAGAGCUUCAGGUACAAUGACUCCCUUACAAAGCAUCAAAGAAUUCAUACAGGGGAAAAACCUUAUGCGUGUUUGGAGUGUGGAAAGCGCUUCAGUCGCAGAGACUCCCUUACUUUGCAUGAAAGAAGUCACACAGGGGAGAAACCUUAUAAAUGUUUGGAAUGUGGAAAAAGCUUCAUUCGGAGUAGUCACCUCACUGUACAUAAAAUAACUCAUACCGGUGCGAAACCUUAUAAAUGUUUCGAGUGCGACAAGAGCUUUAGUCAUAGUGGUUCCCUAACUAAGCAUCAAAUAACUCAUACAAGGGGAAAACCAUAUAAAUGCUGUGAGUGUGGAAAAAGCUUCAGUAGGGAAAUAGGCCUUACUGUGCAUCAAAGAACUCAUACAGGGGAGCAACCUUAUAAAUGCUUUGAGUGCGGAAAGAGCUUCAAUUGGAGUAAAUCACUUUCUCAGCAUCAAAGAACUCAUACAGGGGACGAAUCUUAUGAAUGUUUGAAGUGUGGAAAGAUCUUUCAUCACAGUAGAUCCCUUAUUCGGCAUCAAAGAACUCAUAGGGAAACAUCUUAGAAGGGGUUGGAGUGGGGAAUGAUCUUCAAGCACAGGAAGCAAACCAAAGAUU
Molecule: messenger RNA, 1242 nt
Organism: Lacerta agilis (Sand lizard)
Lineage: Eukaryota; Metazoa; Chordata; Lepidosauria; Squamata; Lacertidae
Product: zinc finger protein 135-like
Exons: 2
Coding region: 117-1190 (357 amino acids)
Cellular component (GO): nucleus
Source: RefSeq, a predicted model, not a curated record